Messenger RNA from Antechinus flavipes (yellow-footed antechinus), 903 nucleotides. RefSeq names its product basic salivary proline-rich protein 2-like. Lineage: Eukaryota; Metazoa; Chordata; Mammalia; Dasyuromorphia; Dasyuridae. The record is from RefSeq and is a predicted model, not a curated record. The transcript has a single exon. The coding region runs from base 1 to 903 and encodes 300 amino acids.
AUGGGGGGUGGGCAGCCCCCGCCCCCUCUGGGGAGGGCAUCCAGGCCCCCUCCCCCCGGCCCUCCCGCCCCGCGGCCGCCCCCCACUCGGGCGGGGUGGCCGGGGGUUCCCGGGGGCGGGGGCUGCAAACUUCUGGGGCCUGGGCCGGGGGGCGGCCCCGCUCGCUCGGUCUCCCGCCGAAGCCCGCCCUGCCCUGCCCAACCCUAUGGAGAGCCGCGCCUGGCCGGGGGCCGGCAGCCCGGAGCCCGCCCGAGCCGGCCCGCGGCGCGCCGCCCUCCGCGCACUCACCGUGUCCCUGGGCUCGGGGUGGAGGGGGGGCAGCAGCCUGGGGAGUGGGAGUCCGCCGAGGCUCCCGGCCCGUAUCUUGCUCCUGCUCCAGCCGGUGCCGCUGCCUCCCGGAGCGCGAGGCCCUCCCCCGGGGAAGCCCAGCCCACCGGCCCCGCCCCCGCCGCCUCGGCCGGACCUGGAGCCGAGCCCCCCCUCCCCCGGCCCGGGAGCGGGAGGUCGCUGGUGCAGGGCACCCUGGACGGGCGGCCGCGGGGGGAGGGCGCGGGGGAGGGAGGGGAGCGGGAACGGGCCUCGGGGUCAGAGUCCUCGCGGGCAGUGGUGCCCGGCGUCCGGCUGAGAUUUCAGGAUCGCCUUUCCUCGGCCAAUAGCGGAGCCGGGUCAGGUGGAGAUCGGUGUGACCCGGGCACGGCCCAGCUGGGGAGCCGGCGGGGGCGGGCCUGGGGGAGGCCGCGUGGCCCCCGACGCGCCCUGGGCUGGCGGCUCCGGGUCUCACCCCCAGUGCUUUCGGAACUCUGCGCCCCGCUUUGCCACUCGGCAAGUUUCAGAUCUGGCCCCUCUCCGUCCCAGCCCCCCCGCACCCCUUCUCCCCUUCAGCCCCGGGGCUGCUAUUUAUAG